CGCACUAGCGGGGUCUGAAUUUGAAGACUCAGCUUUCUCCACACAUAUUUAAAAGGCGUUGAUCUUCCCCUUGGGUUAAAAGUAGCCUUUUACGAGUUUUACGUCUAGCUUAGCAACGUCUGUAUAUGCUGACGACCCGCAAUGGCACCUAACCUGAUUUUUGGAGCCGGUGGCAUCGGCACAACUGCAGACUCCUUUACCUAUACAUGGGAUACCCCAGCGAAGGUGUCUGAGCUUCUCCAUGUGCUUCAAAUGCUUGGCAUUCACGAACUUGACUCUGGAGCCUCAUAUCCACCCGGAAAUCCGUGGAAUAGUGAAACACUUCUUGGUGCGAGUCAGGCAGCGAAAAAAGGAUUUAUCAUUGACUCGAAAAUUUUGCUUCCCAAGCAAGGCCCAUCACUGAAUGCUGAGAAUAUGGCCGCUAGCAUUGAUCGUACAUGCGAACUACUGAGUGUAGAUAAAGUUAGAACUUUAUACGCACAUAUGCCGGAUCCAUCUGUCUCUUUACGAGAACAGGCGGCAAACUUUCAUCAGCAGUUCUUGGAAGACAAAUUUGAGCGACUUGGCCUGUCAAACUAUUCAGCUGAACAAAUGGGUGAAUACUUCGAAAUAUGUGAACAAUACAACUAUGUGAAACCUUCAGUCUAUCAAGGCUGUUAUAAUGCCUUGUAUAGAGGAGUAGAAAAGAAUUUGUUGCAAAUCCUUCGACAACAUCAUUGUGCAUUUUACGCUUAUAGCCCACUUGCCGGUGGCUUCUUGACAGGCAAAGUAACAUUUGCGUCAGUCAGUCCGGAUCCCAAUAACCUUAAACGCACACGAUGGAAAGGUGCAAGCGUCAUGCCGCAAUAUCAAACGGCUUUUGAUAAGCCACCUAUGCAUAACGCCAUUCGACGUUUGGAAGUGAUCUGCCAAGAGGCAAACCCGAAGCUGACUCUGCAGGAAGCGGCGCUACGUUGGCUCGUGUACCAUUCAUCAUUGCAAGAUUGUGAUGGAGUUAUUAUAGGUGCUAAGCAAAUUGAGCAGCUGAAGUCUAAUGUGGCGGAUAUUCGAAGGGGUCCGUUGGAAAACAAAGAGGCAAAAGCUAUCAGCGAUUUAUGGGCCGCUAUCGACGAGGUAGAGGAUAGCCUAUUUUGACUAUUGCUUCGGUUAAAAGCUGAUUGCGCUUCUCGCUGUCAAGAAGAGGCCUGUAAUAUACAUACAUUGAGGCAUGACUGGAGAUGGUUCCCAUCCUUAGUAGCUAUAUCAAAGAUAACUAAAUUCUGGAUUCAGACAUUAGGCCAAGUUAAACUUGUCUCUUCAGCUAUCAAGUAAUCACAAAUAUAUAUUAUUACCAUCGG
Messenger RNA from Talaromyces proteolyticus, 1337 nucleotides. Its product is annotated as NADP-dependent oxidoreductase domain-containing protein. The record is from RefSeq and is a predicted model, not a curated record. The coding region runs from base 142 to 1134 and encodes 330 amino acids. The transcript has 3 exons. Lineage: Eukaryota; Fungi; Ascomycota; Eurotiomycetes; Eurotiales; Trichocomaceae.